Molecule: messenger RNA, 2406 nt
Organism: Symbiodinium sp. CCMP2456
Lineage: Eukaryota; Dinophyceae; Suessiales; Symbiodiniaceae
Source: the annotation of a GenBank genome assembly
AUGCUGUCCGCUUUGGCCUUCGCGUCCGGGAUGGCUUUCUUGGCUGCGCAGAGGGGCGGACGCACCCUGCGGGUGCAACGAGCUGCAACUGCCGAUGCGGUCCAGGUCAAGGGCGAACUCUCUCCGCUGUUUGACUACGUCUUGAUCAAGGCGAAGGAAGCCGUGACCAGCACGAAAUCCGGGCUGUUGCUGCCGACCUCCUCGGAGAAGCCCAGCGAAGGCGAGGUGGUGGCAGUCGGUCCGGGUGCCGUGCAGGAAACCGGAGUGCAGGUGCCCGUCUGGGCGCAGGUCGGCAUGAAGGUGCUCCAUGGCAAAUACGGCGUGGAAGAGGUAAAGUAUAACGACGAGGAUCACGUCCUUGUCAGGGACGACGAUGUCCUUCUCAGCUAUUCGGGCGACGAGCCCACCCUGGAGAGCAUUCAGAUGCCGAGGGGGAAGGUGCUGCUGAAGCUGCUGGGCGACAAAGAAGAAUCACAAGGUGGUAUUCUGCUGUCAAAGGGUGCUGCGAAGCCCGAUACGACGAUCGGUGAGGUCGUUGCUGUCGGUGAGGAUGCUCUCGACAGCUUUGGCAAGCCCAUCGCCGCGGACCUCGCUGUCGGAGACACUGUUCGUUUCCGUUUUGGCAACGAGGUCAAGCUCGACCUUGGGAAAUCCGAGUUCCGCUCCGUGGAUGUCUCCGAGUGCCCGGGCCCCUGCGACCAUGUUGCCGCUUGCAUCCGCAGCGUCUUUCAAAGGGAAGGCUCCAAUGCACGUGCCACGACUCCACAACUGGAGCUAGAGCCUCUUUGCAUCUGUAACUGGCUCGGGAGGCACAAGGCACUUCUUGGGGGCCCCGAGAUCUUCAAGGAAGGCGCAGGCGAAGACCGAGGCGAAUUCGCCCGGCUGCAGGCCUUCAUCGGAGCUAUAGCCAUUGGCGACAUGGUGAAGUCCACCCUGGGACCAAAAGGCAUGGACAAGAUCCUGCAGCCUGCUGGCCAGGGACCCGGGUCCAAUGCCACUGUGACCAACGAUGGAGCCACGAUCCUAAAGUCCGUCUGGAUCGACAACCCUGCAGCCAGGAUUUUGGUCGACAUCUCCAAGACACAGGAUCAGGAAUGUGGCGAUGGCACGACAUCAGUUGUGGUGCUUGCAGCUGAGAUGCUGCGAAAUGCGCAGAAUCUAGUGGAGGCGAAGAUGCAUCCCCAGGUCAUCAUCCGAGGCUACCGCAUGGCUUUGGCAGCCGCUCGGGCCAAGCUAGAGGCACUGGCAAUGGACAACGGCAGCGAUCCCGUGAAAUUUCGCGAGGAUCUCUUGAGAAUAGCGAGAACCACUCUGAGCUCCAAGCUGCUGCAGCACGAGAAGGACCAUUUUGCGACGCUGGCCGUCGAUGCAGUUCUUCGUCUGGGUGGCAAGCCAAAUUUGGACUACAUCCAGGUGCUGAAAAAGCCCGGGGCCUCCCUGAAGGACUCCUUCCUGGAGGAGGGGUUCAUCCUGGAGAAGAGGAUUGGUGUUGGCCACAAGAAGCUGCUCGAAGAUUGCAAGGUUCUGGUAGCAAACUGUCAAAUGGACACGGACAAGAUCAAGAUCUAUGGUGCCCGGGUGAAGGUGGACUCCCUGGAAGCCGUGGCAGAGAUCGAGCAAGCCGAGAAGGAGAAGAUGAAGGCAAAGAUAGAGAAGAUCGCCGCACACAAGUGCAAUGUCUUCAUCAACCGGCAGUUGAUCUACAACUAUCCUGAUCAGUUGCUCAAGGAGUCGGGGGUCAUGGCGAUCGAGCAUUCGGACUUCGACGGUUCCGAGCGCUUGGCCGCUGUUCUCGGAGCAGACAUUGUCUCCACUUUUGAUAACCCAGAGCUGACGACGCUUGGCACGUGCAAAAAGAUCGAAGAGAUCAUGAUUGGGGAAGACAAGGUCAUCAAGUUCUCUGGCUGCUCCAAAGGCGAAGCUUGCACCAUCGUGCUGCGAGGCAGCUCCACGCACGUCUUGGACGAGGCCGAACGCUCCCUGCACGAUGCCCUGGCAGUGCUGUACCAGACAGUGCAGGAGACACGAGUCGUUUGGGGCGGCGGCUCCAUGGAGAUGGCCAUGGCGCAGGAGGUGCAGCAGAAGCUCACUGAGGUGGGCGGCAAGGAGAGCGCAGCCAUGGAGGCUUUUGGCAAGGCCUUGACGCAGAUCCCAGUCAUCCUCGCCGACAAUGCUGGCCUGGAUUCGGCGGAGCUGGCGGGGCAGCUGCGAGCAGCGCACGCCAAAGGAGAGCACUCCACCGGCUUGGAGUUCACCUUCGGUGGCGUGGCUGACAUGAAGCAGCUGGGCAUCAUGGAGUCCUUCAGGAGCAAGAUGUCGCAGCUCUGCUCUGCGGCAGAGGCGGCAGAGAUGAUCAUCCGAGUGGAUGACAUCAUCAAGAACGCGCCACGGCAGCGCGAUGGCUGA